AUGGUAAAUGUAAUUAAACACGGUGAUGAUUACGAUAUAGUUCACCAAUCUAUUUCAUCUGUCGAACAAAACAUUGAUCAUGAAAGUUUAGAACCAUCUAAUUACAAUAAAAUUGAAACAUCAUCUAUAGUACUUGAUAAUACAUUCAUCUACAAUGGUUUAACAUAUAUUCCUGAAAAGAAUGAAUUGAUAUUAGGUUAUACAACAGAGAAUAAUGAAAAUUAUUUGGAAUUUCGUCGUAUUGAUAAUGGUAUUUUAAUUCGCACCAUUUUCUUAGAAUUUGAUCAUGCAGGAAAAAUUGAAGAUUUAAUAUGGUGUGUUAGUCGAAAUGAAUUAUUAUUAAUUAAUACUGGUCAUUUGAUUGCGUAUAAUAUUGAUAAUGAAUUAAUAACAUCAAAUAUUUUAAUUGAUGUAGAUAAAGCAACAUGUCGUAUUGGAUGUAAUUCAAAAUUUAUUUGUUGUGUUGAUGGACGAGCAUUAAAAUUGUACGAUAUAAAUAAUUUUAAACUUAUAAAAAAUAGACGUUUAGAUCAUGUUGUUGAAGGUAUAACGUUCGAUGAUGAAUAUUUUAUUAGUGGUCAUACAGGUAAACUAGAAUUUUUAGAUAAAACAUUAUUUAGUAUUCGACGUUUUCCCAUUGGUGGAACACGAAUUUGUCGUUUUAAUAAAAAAUAUUGGUUAAUAUGCGAUGAUUUUGAUGAUAGACUCUUGUGGUAUACACUCGAUAAACUUGUCCACACUGUGAAUAAUGUACAUCAACCAAAAGGUAUCGUUGUUAUUAAAUCACUUUCACGAAUAAUAAUACAAUGUAAUGAUCCAAAUAGACUAAUUAUUUUUGAUCCAAAUAUUUUUUAG
Messenger RNA from Didymodactylos carnosus, 855 nucleotides. NCBI's taxonomy places the organism in Eukaryota, Metazoa, Rotifera, Eurotatoria, Philodinida, Philodinidae. The record is from the annotation of a GenBank genome assembly.